Molecule: messenger RNA, 348 nt
Organism: Closterium sp. NIES-65
Lineage: Eukaryota; Viridiplantae; Streptophyta; Zygnematophyceae; Desmidiales; Closteriaceae
Source: the annotation of a GenBank genome assembly
AUGAAGGCCCCAUAUACUUCAGUGACUUUUGAGUCAACUCAAAACUCAUACCUCUUUCUCUCAUCUCACAUCUCUUCCUCUCAUCUCACAUCUCUUCAUCUCAUCUCACAUCUCUUCAUCUCAUCUCACAUCUCUUCAUCUCAUCUCACAUCUCUUCCUCUCAUCUCACAUCUCUUCCUCUCAUCUAAAUUUUCUUCCUCUCAUCUCACAUCUCUUCCUCUCAUCUCACAUCUCUUCCUCUCAUCUCACAUCUCUUCCUCUCAUCUAAAAUCUCUUCCUCUCAUCUCACAUCUCUUCCUCUCAUAUCACAUCUCUUCCUCUCAUGUAACAUCUCUUCCUCUCAUCUAA